Molecule: messenger RNA, 756 nt
Organism: Lottia gigantea (owl limpet)
Lineage: Eukaryota; Metazoa; Mollusca; Gastropoda; Lottiidae
Exons: 4
Biological process (GO): proteolysis; apoptotic process
Cellular component (GO): cytoplasm
Source: RefSeq, a predicted model, not a curated record
UCCUAUGAUUUUAACCAUGAGAAAAGAGGAUGCUGCGUCAUUAUAAAUAAUGAUAAAUUUACUGAUAUGUAUGACAGACCAGGCUCAAGUUGUGAUGUCAAGAAUAUGGAAACUGAAUUUAGAAAUUUAGGAUUUGAUGUUAAGAUAUAUAAUAAUCUCACAGCUUCCUAUAUAGAUAAAAAACUUAGGAAAGUAAGUAUGAAGUAUGAUCAUGAGAAAGCUGACUGUUUUGUUUGUAUCAUAUUGAGUCAUGGGGAGGAACAUUUUGAUCUGAAACGAGAGAGAAAUGAUGUUAUCUUUGGUAGUGAUGGACAUCAUAUUUCUAUAGCAGAAAUCAUGGAAAGAUUCUCAGACCCAUAUUGUCAUGGUUUAUUGGGUAAACCCAGAUUGUUCUUUAUUCAGGCUUGUCGAGGAGUAAAGACUGAACAGGGUGUCGAUAUCACCAUUAAAUCUAUUAAAAAAGUUGAAGUACCAGUACAUCCACAGAAACCAAUUGAUAGAAAAAAAUUAAUUUAUUCUUUUUCUUGUAUUCUAGGUUACUAUGCAUUCAGAAGAGAGAGUGGUACAUGGUUUAUAAAAUCUUUAACUUAUGUAUUACAAAACUCCCUACGGUCAAAAACCUUUCAACAAAUGUUAACUCAUGUUUCAUAUGAAAUGGCAAUGAAUUAUAAAUCAAAGAAUAAGAAGAAUCUAAAUAUUGAUGGUUGUGUCACCAUUCCUUGUAUUAUGUCCAUGUUAACAAAGGAUAUCUAUUUU